AUGGAUAGAAAGAAGUCAGCUUUGAAUAACGAUCUUGUAAACAGACCUAAGUUGAAUUCAGUGACCAUAUCUUUCUCUAGACAUAUGCAUUAGUUCCCAAUAUAUUCUAAGGAAAUUACUUUAGAUGGAGAUAAGAAAAUGUCCUUUAGUCGGGAGAAGAUGCGAAGACAAAGCAACACAAAUCACAGACUAAAAAAACAGCCUAGACAAACAAAAAGAGAGAAGAAGGUCGUCCUUAAUGGAGACGUAGUAGAAAGCUCAUGCCAAUAUCAAAACAUUCAGAAGGAUUUCUUGAUCGAAGAAGUUGGAAUCAAGUAGAAUGCUUCUCAGGAAAACAUUCAUGACAAUGAUUUGAAUAUGAUUCAAUAUCUAAAGGUUGAGGAUGAUGGAAACUUCACUAAUCCUCAAAAUGACUUUGAUGAAGACAGAGAGGAAGAAGUUGACUCCCAAAACCCUCAAAUUGAGUAAGCUAUUAAAUACUGUGAUUAGAAAAUUCACUAUUCAGCUUCUCUUGAAAAUAUCUUGGCAAGCCAGACAACAAAGAUCAGCUAUGAUCUAUCAGCCAUUACUAAGAUUGAAGAAGGAUCCAAAAUAUCCUUAGAGUAAUGA
Messenger RNA from Stylonychia lemnae, 609 nucleotides. Lineage: Eukaryota; Ciliophora; Spirotrichea; Sporadotrichida; Oxytrichidae. The record is from the annotation of a GenBank genome assembly.